This is a messenger RNA of Ostrinia nubilalis (European corn borer), 1122 nucleotides long. It is a transcript of the gene Phf5a, whose product is annotated as PHD finger-like domain-containing protein 5A. Gene Ontology annotation, cellular component: catalytic step 2 spliceosome; U2 snRNP; precatalytic spliceosome. Lineage: Eukaryota; Metazoa; Arthropoda; Insecta; Lepidoptera; Crambidae. Gene Ontology annotation, biological process: mRNA splicing, via spliceosome. The transcript is spliced from 3 exons. The record is from RefSeq and is a predicted model, not a curated record. The coding region runs from base 123 to 455 and encodes 110 amino acids.
CUCUAUGGAUUGUUGUUGACAGAAAAUUUUGAGGUUAUUGUGGUGAUUAUUUUAUGAAUAAAUUACCGCCUGUCGGCGUUAUUUUUCAAUAAAAUCUAUACCAAAAGGAAAACCUAUUUGCUAUGGCCAAGCAUCAUCCAGAUCUUAUUUUCUGCCGAAAGCAGCCAGGAGUUGCUAUCGGGCGUCUCUGCGAGAAAUGUGACGGCAAAUGCGUGAUUUGCGACUCGUACGUGCGUCCUUGCACGCUGGUGCGUAUUUGCGAUGAGUGCAACUAUGGCUCUUACCAGGGGCGAUGCGUGAUCUGCGGAGGCCCUGGAGUCUCAGACGCUUACUAUUGUAAGGAGUGCACUAUACAAGAGAAAGACAGAGAUGGCUGUCCGAAGAUUGUGAACCUGGGAAGUUCAAAAACAGAUCUGUUCUACGAAAGAAAGAAAUAUGGGUUUAGAAGGCACUAGCAGUAAAGUUACUCUAGACGUCAUCCGUACUUGUCAACUAUCAUACGUGCCAGCGAUAUGAGUUUCUUAAGUGUUAAUAAGUGUUACUAUUCAGUGUUUUCAACAAUAGCUGUAUAUAAAAUAUGUAUUAAUAUUUUCCGUUUUAAAGUGGCAUAAAUACAUUUUCCAAGCUUGCAUCUUUACCGAUUAGAUUAAAAUCGCAUCAGCACUGUUAUGAUGGUUCAGCAAUUAUUUUGACGUUUUAGGGUAUGUGUGAGAGAUAUGGACGUUAAUGUGAUAUGUUUAAUUACAUUCUUUGUUUAGCUAAGACAAUUAGAAUAACCUAACCCACUAUUGACUUCUCUGUAAUAUUUAUACCAGAUAUAAUGUCAUGUUAUAUUAAUGUAUUAAUCCCAAACAAUCUAUAUCAAGUUGUAUUAACUCCUUAACAAGCAUUUAGCAGAAAUAUUUUGAUUUUCAUUAGCAUUAUUUGUGUUGGUCUGCAGAUUCCAAUGCUUUUGGUUUAGUUUAGUUAUUGUACAGCACAAUGGCAUAUCAGAUACGGUUUCACAGCAUCUGCUGUUGUUUUAUAUACAUCGCAAUCUGUAAUGUAAUAUUUGUAGUUUUUAUACUCUGUAUUACCUAAUUAGUUAUAAAUAAACUGAAUAAAUAAGCUGUAACAUUUAAA